AUGUCUUCUAAACCACCGAAUUUUUCAUCCAUCAUGCCUGAGUCUACGCUUAUGGAAUCCCAACAGGCCCAGAAACCUCCUCAAGGUUUCUUCGACAGAGCUACCCAACAGCCUCACUUGGCUUCUAUCGACGACUACCACAAAUUGUACCGCCAGUCGGUGGAGGACCCAAACACUUUCUUUGGCACCAAGGCCCGUGAACUUUUGUCCUGGUCUCGUCCUUUCGACCAUACCAGGUACCCACAUGACCCAAAGAAUGACUUUAUCGACGGCGACUUGCCUGCCUGGUUUGUAGGCGGCCAGUUGAACGCAUGCUACAAUGCUGUGGACCGUUGGGCCAUUGAACAGCCAGACAAGGCUGCCAUUAUCUACGAGGGUGACGAGCCUGACACUGGCUACACCAUCACUUAUGGUGAAUUGUUGAAACAGGUUUCCAAGUUGGCCCAGUGCUUGGUUCGUUUGGGAGUUAAGAAGGGUGACACCGUCGCUGUCUACAUGCCUAUGGUUCCAGAGGCUCUUGUUACCUUGUUGGCCAUUGUCCGUAUUGGUGCCGUUCACUCUGUGGUGUUUGCUGGUUUCUCUUCUACUUCUUUGAAGGACAGAAUUGUCAAUGCCGACUCCAGAAUUGUCAUCACCGCUGACGAAUCCAAGCGUGGUGGUAAGACCAUUGAGACCAAGAAGAUCGUCGACGAGGCCCUUAAGGACUUGCCUGAUGUCAGAAACGUUCUUGUCUUCAAGCGUACUGGUUCCACCCACGUGCCUUUCCACCGUCCAAGAGACUUGUGGUGGCACGAGGAGCUCGAGAAGUACGGUAACUACUUCCCUCCUGUGCCUUGUGACUCUGAGGACCCAUUGUUCUUGUUGUACACCUCUGGUUCUACUGGUAAGCCCAAGGGUGUUCAGCACAAUGUCGCUGGUUACUUGUUGGGCGCUGCCUUGACUGCCAGAUACACCUUUGACUUGCACAAAGAUGAUAUCCUCUUCACUGCUGGUGACAUAGGUUGGAUUACUGGUCACACUUAUGUUGUCUACGGUCCUUUGCUUAACGGUGCCACCACCGUUGUCUUUGAAGGUACCCCUGCCUACCCAGACUACUCCCGUUACUGGGAGGUGGUUGACAAGCACAAGGUGACCCAGUUCUACGUGGCCCCAACUGCUUUGCGUUUGUUGAAGAGGGCUGGUACCUCUUUCAUUGAGAAGCACAAGUUGGACACUAUCAGAGUCUUGGGUACUGUCGGUGAGCCAAUUGCCGCUGAGGUCUGGCACUGGUACAACGACAACAUUGGCCGUGGUAAGGCCCACAUUGUCGAUACUUACUGGCAAACCGAAUCGGGCUCUCACUUGUUGACCCCAAUGGCUGGUGUUACUCCAACCAAGCCAGGUUCUGCUUCGUUGCCAUCUUUCGGUGUUACUGCCCACAUCUUGGACCCAAUCACAGGCGAGGAAUUGAAGGAGAAUGGUGUCGAGGGUGUGUUGGCUAUCAAGGACGCUUGGCCUUCUAUUGCAAGAGGUAUCUGGAACGACUACAGCCGUUUCGUCGACACCUACUUUGCCUCUUACAAGGGCUACUACUUCACCGGUGACGGUGCCGCUCGUGACAAGGACGGUUUCUUCUGGAUCUUGGGUCGUGUUGACGAUGUCGUUAACGUUUCUGGCCACAGAUUGUCUACUGCUGAGAUCGAAGCUGCCCUUAUCGAGCACCACAUGGUUGCCGAGAGUGCUGUUGUUGGUUACGCCGACGACUUGACUGGUCAGGCUGUGGCUGCCUACGUUUCGUUGAAGUCUAGCUUCAAGCCAGAUGACAAGGAGACUGUGGAGAAUGUGAAGAAGGAGUUGAUCUUGACUGUGAGAAAGGAAAUCGGCCCAUUCGCUGCACCCAAGUUGAUCUUGUUGGUGGACGACUUGCCAAAGACCCGUUCCGGUAAGAUCAUGAGAAGAAUCUUGCGUAAGGUUUUGGCUGGCGAGGAAGACCUGUUGGGUGACAUUUCUACCUUGUCCAACCCAGGUGUUGUGUCGCAGAUCAUCGACAUUGUGAAGCAGUCUAGAAGAUAA
Messenger RNA from Candidozyma haemuli, 2052 nucleotides. RefSeq names its product acetate--CoA ligase 1 (gene ACS1). The transcript has a single exon. The coding region runs from base 1 to 2052 and encodes 683 amino acids. The record is from RefSeq and is a predicted model, not a curated record. Gene Ontology annotation, cellular component: cytosol. Gene Ontology annotation, molecular function: AMP binding; acetyl-CoA synthetase activity. NCBI's taxonomy places the organism in Eukaryota, Fungi, Ascomycota, Pichiomycetes, Serinales, Metschnikowiaceae.